Zingiber officinale is the source of this 1987-nucleotide messenger RNA. RefSeq lists its product as uncharacterized. The transcript has 2 exons. Gene Ontology annotation, cellular component: SCF ubiquitin ligase complex. Bases 156 to 1613 code for a protein of 485 amino acids. Lineage: Eukaryota; Viridiplantae; Streptophyta; Magnoliopsida; Zingiberales; Zingiberaceae. The record is from RefSeq and is a predicted model, not a curated record. Gene Ontology annotation, biological process: SCF-dependent proteasomal ubiquitin-dependent protein catabolic process. Gene Ontology annotation, molecular function: protein binding.
UCCAGCGCGAGGCGCAGGCAGCGGCGCUUGUGGACCGCAUAGCGGUCGUGGUGGGGACGCCCCCCAUCGCGUUGCCCUCUGCUGGCCUUUCGCGUAGAAAAGCGGCCCGGGGUGGGGGAGCCCGCAGAGAAAGAGGGCGGAAAGCGGAGACGGCGAUGGAUGUGGUGCUCUGCGAUGAAUUAGUGCAGGAGAUUCUCCGGCGACUGCCGUCCGCCGACGCGCCCUCCGUCUCCCUCGUCUCCAAGCGGUGGCUCUUCCUCCUCCGCUCCUCUACCACCUCCCUCUCUCUCUCCGUCCCCCCGAAUCUCCCUAAUUCGCCAUCGCUCUCCUCGAUCCUCGCCCACUACUCUUUCCUCUCCGAGCUCACCGUCGUCUCCAAUCGCAAGGAGGAAGAAGAGGCGGAAGGCGGCGCCGAUGACCUAUUGUUCGCUAUUGCUUCCGCCGCUUGCUCCCGCCGCCUCACCCGAUUAAGAUUCAUCCCUGCCGCUCCGGUUUCCCCUUCCGCGCUUCAAUCCAGCGCCACCGCCUUCGCCUCCCUCACCUCCCUCCAGAUCGCCUCCCUCUUUCCCCUCUCCUUCUGCUGGCUCUCCUCCCUCCCCUUUCUCAAGCGUUUCUCCCUGGUCCGCUCCCGCCCCAAACGCCGCCUUACCCAAGAACCCUUUCCCGAUAAUGAUGACAGCGGCGGCAAAAACCCUAUCGUCAUGCUGCCGAUGGAGAGUUUGUCGUUGUCUGGCAUCUACGCCACAGAUCGCGGGGUCUCCUGGCUUUGGCGCCGCUGUGGCAACCUCCGGUGGCUGCAGUUACGUGCUUGUGAAGGAACCGGCGAAUGCGCCUCCUCCCUCGCCUUCCCCCUCUGCCUCCCUGGCCUCCUCGGCCUAGAGCUUCGCACCUGCCGCUCCAUCGCCGACCGCAUCCUCCUCCUGGCCGCCGACCGAUGUCGCGACCUCACCUCUCUACUCCUCUACGAUGGCGGCAGCCGCGAUGCCCUCCACCACUUCAUCCAACGCCGCGGCGCCGCACUCCACACCCUCGACCUCCGCCUCCCUCUAGACCUCCACAACGACCAUCUCUUCGCCAUCGCGGUUGAGAACGGCUACAAUUCCGACCGCCUCCGCCGCCACUGGCUCUCCUCCCUCCGCCUCCACAGCUGCUGCCUGGUAACCGGAGACGGGCUCCGCUCCCUCGCCCUGUCUCCUGCCGGCGCGGCAAUUGAAGAACUCGCCCUGGUGAACUGUGACGUGGUGGAGAGGGAGUCCGGUCUGCUCACCUUCCUCAGCCAGAGCAUGCAGCGGCUCCGGAGGCUUGACUUGUCGCACAACGAGACGCUGACAGAUAAGGAGGUGGGAUCAAUGCUGGCUUCCUGCCGGAAUCUAGUGGAGAUCAGACUCAAAGGUUGCAGAGCACUAACAGGCGAUUCCUUGAAUUCCUUGCUCAAACACCGUGGCAAGCAAGUGCAGUUGCUAGACAUUUCUCGAUGCCCAGCCAUUGGAAACGAAGCUAUUGAGAAAUUUGCAACCAACGCCAGCCGACUGUGUCAAUUGAUAAUCGAGGAGGACAAGCUGACUGAAGCAGCUAGAGCUUGGGUAUCUCGAAAGGCCAUUAAAAUUGGUUGAUCUUGCAAAUUUCAACCUCAACAAGGGAAAAAAAGAAGCAAUUUUGCUCUGUUGGCGAUGAACAUAGUCUGCUUGAAGUUGACUUUGGAAACUCAAAUCGUAAUGUUUCCUUGAUCAUGAAGAGAGCAUGAUCUUGAAAGCAUUAGUUGGAGUUAAUUUGGAUCAAGAAUAGUAAUGAUAAUGGAGCGCAAUUAGAAGCAUGGUGCAGGAGUAUAUGGUGAGAAGGAAUAAGGGAGAGCUGUGGAUAAAGACAAUUGACUUAUGCUUUAAUAUCACUUUUGUUUGGUUGAAUGUCACACAUUUCCUUAAGUCCCAAUUCAUAUGUAGAUAUGAACAGAGAUUUUUUAAUAUUGGUAAUUAUCAUUUAAGGACAA